UCAUCACCAAGUUGCAACAUGACCCCUGGCUCUUAAAAUGCGCCCUGGCCAGUCAGCACCCGCCUCAGACCGGAGCUGACACGCCAUGCAGGACCCACUGCUCUGCCUGGCGCUCCUGCUGGCGCUGGCCGCGGUCGCUGCCACUCGCACCAGGCCGGCCCAGAAUCUGGCCGGUUGCUGGACCAACCAGCUUGGGUCGACGGUGGAUAUCAAGGUGGAUCAGGACGGGACCCUGCGAGGCACCUACAAGUCAAAGGUGUCCAGCACUGGGGAGCAGGCUGAAGGGGAUCUGAUCGGGUACCAGCUGAAUUUCGACAAGCCGACCUUCGGGUUUGUGGUAAAGUGGACCACAGCGUCGGUCCGGGGGAGUGUCACGGUGUGGACUGGACAGAUGUUCGACAUAAAGUCUUGCCGAAUUUUACACACCAUGUGGUUGCUCCGAAGAAAAUCCACCCCCGACGACAACUGGGGGGCGACCCGGACGGGGAUGGACGUGUUUCGGCGUUGUAACGCGAAGUGUGGAUCCACGGACGGAGACGGCGCGUUGGGAGGUUAGCGGAAAGGCGAACGCAACGUCGGCCUCUAGGAGGCGAGCGAGCGCCACCGAGUGCGGUGGGACGCGGCACCUACUGAUCAUAAUUUCAUUUCCAUAUCUGUAAUCUGCCGAUCAUUAUUAAUCAUAAUCUCAUUAAAAUAAAUUAAUCGUCAUCAAA
Messenger RNA from Mobula hypostoma (lesser devil ray), 713 nucleotides. Its product is annotated as streptavidin-V2-like. The coding region runs from base 86 to 556 and encodes 156 amino acids. The record is from RefSeq and is a predicted model, not a curated record. NCBI's taxonomy places the organism in Eukaryota, Metazoa, Chordata, Chondrichthyes, Myliobatiformes, Myliobatidae. Gene Ontology annotation, molecular function: biotin binding. The transcript is spliced from 4 exons.